AUGGGUGCUAUUUUUGCGUUGAUUCUGGCGACCUGUCUGAGCGGGGUUUGGGGAUGUCAGUUGGCCCACGACUGGAGACCCCAGACUGAGGCGUGCCGUGCGGAGCUCGCGGAGAUCAUCGUGUUCGCCAAGGUGCUUGCGCUGCACAAGGACUCGUACAGUGUGUAUAACUACCUGCCUUGGCAGUAUGACACGGACCUCUUCUUCUCCGCAGAGAUCGAGCUGCAAUGCGACCAGGCGUGGGGCAGCAUGCUGGAGGUCCCCACCGGCUCCCGGUUCAAUGUCACCGGGCUGGGCUACUUCCCCUGUUACUCCUACAGCGUCGUGGAGAAUAGCUCUUACUAUUUCUUUCUGAGGAUGGAUGAGAACUACAACAUCAUCCCCCAUGGUGUUAACUUCCAAGAUCCAAUCUUCCCAGACACACCAGAGAACCACCGCAUGUUCGCCAGCCUCUUCCAGUUCUCCAACUGCACGGCCGGAAUCACAGUCCACACCUACACCCCAGAGUGGGAGGCUCAGGAAGACAGCCGGCUGCUGUGCUCGACGGUGCAGAAGGCCCUCUUUGAGGAGGAGGAGCGUGUGAAGACUCUCUCCCAAAAGGUGCGUUCUCUGGAGAAGGCCAACAGCCAUCUGCGGGACAAGGUGAAGAACAUGAAGCGCCUGCUACGCCAGGCCAAACGAGACACCAAGGACCAGAAGACCCUUCCAAUGAAACAGCUGCACAACCCCGAGCCCCCCCACCCACACCAGGACACCACACAGGACCAGAAAAGACCCGCCCUCAAAAAGAUCCUCACCAAGACGCUAAAAAACUGA
Molecule: messenger RNA, 816 nt
Organism: Salvelinus namaycush (lake trout)
Lineage: Eukaryota; Metazoa; Chordata; Actinopteri; Salmoniformes; Salmonidae
Product: coiled-coil domain-containing protein 3-like
Exons: 3
Coding region: 1-816 (271 amino acids)
Biological process (GO): negative regulation of gene expression
Cellular component (GO): extracellular region
Source: RefSeq, a predicted model, not a curated record